ACCGCUUUAUAAACUUACUAACUACUUAUUUAUUAUCCGUGAAUUUGCUAUUGACUGUUGAUAUUAAAUGUCCAAAUUGAUUUCCAUCUUUUUAUUGUAUUUUUAAACAACAACAAAUGAAAUUCUGAGAAAAUUCCUUUAUUUGAAAAGUUCAGUCGUUAUAGCAAUAACAAUUAAACAAUGUUUGAAUCGGAUGACUACGAUCAGAUUUUGUCUCAGAUUGACUUUCCUGACUUAGGUGUUAAAUUUCCUAAAAAUAGCCAAGAAUCGCAAAAACAAGCAGAAUGUUCUGAUAAAGGUGAAAUUCAACAGGCAGUUUUAAAAAGAAAUAUAUCAGCAAUUUUUGAAAAAAGUAUUUCAAACAAGAACAAUGUAAGUCUACCUGAUACCUCUGCAAAUAAAAAGAAGGAAACUAACAAUGUUUCCCCAAAGCAUACAAAAAGAAAGAUUAUAAAUUCUUAUUUUGAUCACAAUAGUAAAAGAAAGUUUCCUGGUCCAGCUGGACUGUUAUCAGGCAACUUUGAAGAGAAAAAAGAUAAUGAUGUCUGUCAAAUGGAGCUUCUCUCACAGGACAUAGAUUUUGCACAAGGUUACUUACAUGGUAAUGUCUUUGAAACACCACUUUGGAAGCGACUCCUGGAAGACACAGCCAGUAUAAAAGAAAUAAAUUCAAUCAAGGCUAUAAAACACCAGGCACUUGCUGGUAACCUACAUAGAAAAAAGGCUCAAUUUGUAAUUGCUAUAGUUGAAUCAGUUGAUAGAUCUGCUAUUGACCCAUUAAUAACACUUAGAGAUAAAACAGGGAACAUAAAAUGCACUCUUCAUAGAGAUGCAUGGACAGCAUUUUCUGCAUAUAUUGUAUCAGAAUAUUGUGCUGUUGUCCUCUCGAGACCAACUGUUCUUACAACUGGCAGUGCAUUCAAGAAGCAUUACUUAAAUAUAACAUUGAGUAAUAUUGCAGUUAUAUAUAGUUCAGCUCAAGUAAAUGAUAAUGAAAAUUUGCCAGAUGGGUGGCAAAAAAAUUGUCAGGAAGAUUACACUAUAAUUAAAUCAGAGAAUAUUUCAAAUAAUGACUCAAUUACUGAUGAUAUAGAUUUUAUGGAAAAUCUUGAUGAUGUUUUUUCGAAUGAUUUAUUUUAGCUCUUUCUUGAAAAGUUAAACUGGGAUUUAACAAGGCAAGGGUAACAGACAAAUUAUAUUUUUAUAGACCAAAAGUUCAAUCAUCAUAAUCAAAUUAAAGUUUACCCUAUUCUAUUAAUAGAAUAUUUCCCCUGGAAUGUCAAAAAUGGAUACUCUACCUAACUCAAAAAUAUAUGGAGCCAUAGUUUCUGAAAGUGUACAUUUAUUUUUAUUUUUCUAUGAUUAUAAAUAAAAACCUAAUUCUUCAUGUCAA
Molecule: messenger RNA, 1393 nt
Organism: Vanessa tameamea
Lineage: Eukaryota; Metazoa; Arthropoda; Insecta; Lepidoptera; Nymphalidae
Exons: 5
Coding region: 181-1140 (319 amino acids)
Biological process (GO): recombinational repair
Source: RefSeq, a predicted model, not a curated record